Molecule: messenger RNA, 1569 nt
Organism: Maylandia zebra (zebra mbuna)
Lineage: Eukaryota; Metazoa; Chordata; Actinopteri; Cichliformes; Cichlidae
Gene: pmm1
Product: phosphomannomutase 1
Biological process (GO): protein N-linked glycosylation; mannose metabolic process; GDP-mannose biosynthetic process
Cellular component (GO): cytosol
Molecular function (GO): phosphomannomutase activity
Source: RefSeq, a predicted model, not a curated record
CGCAGCGUGUGUUGAAGUGUGAGCAGAGCUGCUUCACUGAGCCAAGCGGACCCAAAACAAACCAGCAGGACUGCGGCUCAGAAGAAAGAUAAGGGAGAGAAGAGCCUCGCACUGAGAGAGAUAACCAUCCUUAUUUAUAAAGCUGGAAGCUCAUUUUAUAUUUUAUUUUGUUGGUUUUUGCACUGCAGCUGAUAGCGGAUGCAUUUUUUUCUCCAUUAUGUAAAUUAGAUAUUUUUAUGCGCCUCUUUACACGAGAGUGGACCUUGCAGUAGCAUUUCUGCUGAACAUUUCUAUAUAAGAACAGUGAGGGAGCAGAAGACAUGGAGAAAGCACAGGGCUUCUCUCCGGACAGAAACGUCCUCUGCCUGUUUGAUGUGGACGGCACUCUGACACCACCGAGAGAGAAAAUCGACCCAGAGCUGGAUGAGUUCUUCCAGACUCUGCGUAAGAAGGUGAAGAUCGGCAUCGUGGGAGGGUCGGACUACUCGAAGAUUGCAGAGCAGCUUGGGGAGGGAGAUGAUGUGAUACACAAGUUUGAUUAUGUGUUUGCUGAAAAUGGGACAGUGCAGUACAAAGAUGGGAAACUCCUCUCAAAACAUGCCAUUCAAAACCAGAUCGGGGAGGAGCUGCUGCAGGACCUGAUCAACUUCUGCCUCAGUUACAUGGGACUUAUCAAACUGCCAAAGAAAAGGGGUACAUUUAUUGAGUUCAGGAACGGAAUGAUCAACAUCUCCCCCAUCGGUCGGAGCUGCACAGCAGAGGAACGAAUUGAAUUUUCUGAAAUCGACAAGAGAGAGAAGAUCAGAGAGAAAUUUGUUGCUGCUCUGAAAAAGGAGUUUGCUGGAAAAGGACUACGGUUUACUAAAGGUGGCCUCAUCAGCUUUGACAUUUUCCCAGAGGGCUGGGACAAGAGACUCUGUUUAGAGGUGCUGGAGAGGGAAGGCUUGGAUGCCAUCUACUUUUUUGGCAAUGAGACCUCAGAUGGAGGAAACGACUAUGAAAUUUUCAACGACCCACGGACCAUCGGCUUCACGGUCUACUCUCCAGAGGACACAGCUCGGCUCUGUCGGGAGCUUUUCUUUGACGCUUUACCACAUGAGUCCUGAUGUCCCGAACUGCCCCCUUUCUCCUCAAGCCCCGUCUGAACACGAGUCUGUGGCCGUCUGCUGGCGAGCUCAGACUGUUUUAAAGUGAUGAAAGGUACCAAUACCGAUCUCUCCAUGUUUUUAACAUUUCUACUAAAUUUAAAUGGACUGAAGCGGGGUGAAUGAGCUACACCUGUUCGGAAAGUCGCAGUUCUUUUUUUCUUUUUUUUAAAGAAGGGACGUUGACGAGGGAAGUGUUACAUGUGCGGAGGACUGUGCCCGGAGAUGUGCUCUGACCGGAGAGUCGCGUUACUGUGACGUGUUAUCACGUUCACUUUGAGAGAUUGUAACACUUGAUGCAGUUUUUUAAAAAUGUAAGACUUGCACUAAUGCUGACAUAAUUUUUGCCAAUGUAUUGUUUUUUAACUCUGCUGAUGGAGGCGAGCAGUGUGAGAGACUGACAUUAAACAGGUGAUUUAUGGGA